AUGACAGUCUGGGGCAUUGAGCCAAACAUGGUGACUUACAACAGCUUGAUCCAUGGCUUAUGCAUGACCAACGGGGUAGACUCCACACUUUUGCUGAUGGAAGAGAUGACAGCAACAGGGUGCCUUCCGGAUAUCAACACCUACAACACACUUAUUGAUGGCCUUUGCAAGACAGGAAGGGUGCCAGAAGCGAACAGGCUGUUUGGAGAAAUGAAGGCCAAGUUUUGCAACCCAGAUGUUAUCACGUACAGCUGCUUGAUUGGUGGGUUUUGUAAGCUAGAUAGGAUCAACAUGGCUUGCACGUUGUUCGAUGACAUGCUCAAGCAGGCAGCCCUCCCCGACGUCGUCACAUUCCCGACACUAGUGGAAGGAUACUGUAAUGCUGGACUGGUGGAUGACGCCGAGAGGCUUCUGGAAGAGAUGGUUGCUAGUGACUGCUCUCCAGACGUGUAUACGAGCUUGACCGGUGGCUUCUGUGGGACUGGGGACCUGGAAGAGGCUCACAAGAUGCUCGAGAGACUGGAGCACAACGAGAACCGUUGGAAAAUGGAUCUGCCAAUCCAUGCCUACCACAGGCCAUCCAACCAUAGCUCCGAUACCAUAUUGGAAAAUAUGCUUAGUUCUAACAAGAACUGCAAGGCAGAUAUGUUCGCGUACCGGAUGAUGAUGGACGGGCUGUGUAGAACCGGGAGAAUGAGCGCAGCUCUGGAGCUUCUCGAGGCCAUCAAGCAGAGUGGCACGCCUCCUCGCCACGAUAUCUAUGUGGCGUUGAUCAGGGGGCUGUGCCAGGGGAAAGAGCUCCGCAAAGCCAUGGAAGUUUUGGAAGAGAUGACGCUCUCAAGGAAAGGCAGGCCAAAUGCCAAGGCUUACAAGGCGGUGAUCCAGGAGCUAGCGAGAGAAGGGAGACACGAAAAGGCAAAUGCACUCUCAGACGAAUUACUUGGUAACAAAGGCCAGUAA
This is a messenger RNA of Selaginella moellendorffii, 960 nucleotides long. RefSeq names its product pentatricopeptide repeat-containing protein At1g62670, mitochondrial. Bases 1 to 960 code for a protein of 319 amino acids. The record is from RefSeq and is a predicted model, not a curated record. Gene Ontology annotation, molecular function: protein binding. Lineage: Eukaryota; Viridiplantae; Streptophyta; Lycopodiopsida; Selaginellales; Selaginellaceae. The transcript has 3 exons.